This is a messenger RNA of Oldenlandia corymbosa var. corymbosa, 5297 nucleotides long. The record is from the annotation of a GenBank genome assembly. Lineage: Eukaryota; Viridiplantae; Streptophyta; Magnoliopsida; Gentianales; Rubiaceae.
UAUAAAUGCCGCCACCCAUGGAUGAGUUCCACUUGCACUUGUUCUCUUUCCUUCCUCCUCCUCCUUCCACCACCACAUUCGCCAAUCUCAUCCCUUUCCUGUCCACAAAUCUCUUUCUCCCUCACAAAACUACAAUAACCCUUUUUGCACAUUUUUCCAGAUUUUCAUCUUUCCCAAAAGAAAUCAAUUCAAUUCUUUUAUGGAUUCCUGAUAUUUUUUUCCCCCAAUUCUUUUUUUCUCCGACUGACCCACAUGAAUGUUUCCCUUUCAAACCCUAACCCUUUAUCCCAUCUCCUAUAUUAGAUGAUAAUAAUGAUCUAGCCUCCCCAGCAAAUAUUAACAAAAGUCCAUUCUUUUUUUCAUUUUAAUAAAAAAGAUUCAUUUUUUGUGGUUUUGAAUACAAACCCUUAUCAUGGCUGUCGCCUAUAAGCAUUAUUUGAGCUCUGAGAAGCCCAUCAAAUCUGUGGAGUCAAUGAUGGUUUCUACCCAACCAUCAUCCUCGCCGACGAACAGGGCUUCCAAGGUUCUUUUAACCCAAGAUGAGCUCAAAAAGAUAGCGGCUUAUGAAGCUGUUAAAUUCGUUCAAUCGGGCAUGGUUUUAGGCCUGGGAACAGGGUCCACAGCCAAACACGCGGUGGAUAAAAUUGGGGAGCUUUUGAAACAGGGUAAAUUGAAGAACAUUGUUGGGAUUCCUACCUCUAACGUGACGAGGGAUCAAGCAAUUUCCGUUGGGAUUCCUCUCUCAGAUCUUGAUAAGCAUCCGAUUAUGGAUUUGUCCAUUGAUGGGGCGGACGAGGUGGACCCUCAUAUGAAUUUGGUCAAGGGCAGAGGAGGGUCAUUGUUGAGGGAAAAAAUGGUUGAGGCUACAAGUAAGAAGUUUAUUGUUAUUGUCGAUGAAUCCAAGCUUGUGAAGUAUAUUGGAGGGAGUGGAUUGGCUAUGCCUGUUGAGAUUGUUCAGUUUUGUUGGAAGUUCACCCUUAGCAGGCUUGAAAUGUUGUUUAUGGAAGCCGGUUGUGUGGGUAAAUUGAGGAAGUUUGGGGACUCCGAGGAACCUUUUGUUACUGACAAUGGGAAUUACAUUAUUGAUUUGUAUUUUAAGAAGGAUAUCGGGGACUUGAAGGCUGCGAGCGAUGCAAUCUUGAGGCUUCCUGGUGUUGUGGAGCACGGGAUGUUUCUCGACAUGGCGACAACUUUGAUUGUUGCUGGUGAGCAUGGUGUCCGGGUGACCAAUAAGUUAACUUGAAGACGGAGGUAGCUUUCCUGUUAGUUCUAUCUAUUUAGUUUUAGCUGACAUGCUAGGGGAUCUAGUAGGUUGCAAGAUUUACUCUUGAUUAGAUUGGAGGGAGGUUUUCAGUGGCUCUUUUUGUUAUUUUGAAAGUUGGCAUUGUCUCUCCUAUUGUUCCAAUUUAAUGAAUUUUGAUUGUCUUGGGGCACAAUUCGGUGAAAUAACAUAAAUUCUUUAGAUGCUCCCUGGAUUUCUACUUAUUUUCUCUUCCUUUUGUUGUUUUGAGUUCUUGGCAUUUUGUUGCAAUGGAAUUCAAACUUUUAAGCUUUUGAUACUCGGAUGUUAUUGCAAUAUUUUUGCUUACCCUGACAAAGAGCUACAGGUUUUGAAAAUGGUAGCUUUGCAUAUGCAGUUGUGGUUUCAGAGUUUAUGUAGCUUGUGUAUAGUUAAAUAUCAUUGUUAACAAUUUUGGAGGGGAUUGUAUAUUCCAUAUAUGCCCAUGAAUUCAUUAGACUGUAAGCCCCAUCUAUGUACUGCCCCAAGGAUCUCUGGCUUCAGUUCGUUCAGAAAUCACUCUACUUACUUGGCGACUGCUUUAUCAUGUGUUUUAUUUUUUUUGUUAUGUAAAAAAUCACAAACUCAUAAGAAAUCGUGCACAAUUUGACAUGAUUUUCCUAUUGUAAAAACAGCCUUUGCCAGCUGCUGUAUGUGCAUACUCUUGGAUAGCUUUUAUAUGUUCAUUGGUUUAUCAUUGGAUUUGGGGAUGUUCAGUAUGAUCUUUAUGUGGAAGAAAUACAUUGUGUGAAUUCUUGUGUUGUUCCUCUUGUCCAGCUUAAAAUUACAAUGUUAGUUGUGUCACCCUUAUUAAUCUGUUGUUGUAUCUGCAACGAAUGUUCUGUAAGUGAACUCCAGCUAUAUGUUUUGUGGUUUUGCCAAUGCAAAUGUUUGUUAUAGCUAUGCUAACAGAAAUUGUAAAAUGGAGUCUCAAAAGAUCUCGAUCAACAAAAUAGAUAAGAAUAAGUGCAUUUUUUGCUCAUAUGACUAUGAAUUUCAGAGAUAGAUUUUUGAAAUGUUUUAGUUUACUGGCGAUAAUAUAAUGCAAUUCUGUGAUAUCGCAUUUUUUAUGCCAUUGUUGGAACUUCUGUUUCAAACUGGGAGCCUGCAGACUAGUUACAGCUGCUUGUUUAGUUUCAAGGUUGAUAUUUGGCUGUCAAAAUGUUUCAUUUAUGAGUUACCAAGCUGAUAUUAUGUUUCAUACUGAUUCAAUCAGCAUAUUGGUUAUAUAUAAUAGCCCAUGCCACUAUUUGUGAAUUUAGAUCUCAUUGAUGCAAUACUGCAGAGUUUCCAGUUCAUUUCUAGUAUGUAUAUCUCAUUGAUAAGAAACAGAAUUGUUGCUUGGGUGUUUCUAUCAAGCCCCCCCAAAAAAAAACAAAACAGAAUUUAAGACACCAAAUGGUUGAAGGACAUCAAUGUGCUGCAUGCUGUAAAAUCUUUGCUUCUUACUGUAUCAGAGCGAAGACUGGUGGAAAUGAUGGUAGAAAAGAAUUUGAACUUGAACUUGAAGCCAGGCAUCAUGUUUCUUUAAACUUCCCGUACUAGACAGAAUAAGCUAUUUGAGGCCAAGUGGACUCCCAGUUGAACGGGGUCUGAUAGUGGGAGUGCAUUUGUUUCUUUUGGUACUGUUAUUAUUGAUAUGUUGUUAACAAAAUCAGACCUCACCAGGUCUUCAACAGUCACAAAGGUUGGGGAAGAUAUGCCAAAAAAAUGCUUUUUACAAAUCAAUGCAUUCUGAUUUAAUAACACUAUUAUGCAAUUCUUUGCUAAAAAAUCUUUUCAUUUAGGAACUAGAGUUUACGGAUUUACCGUGAACAAAAGACAAGACAAGAAGUGAACAACUGUAAAUUAGGCUUGUCCCACAAACCUAACUUGGCUACCUCUCUCAAUUCUCAAUGUACCGUGAAAAGGUUCUCUGUAUGCUUGAUCUUCAAGUUUUCAUCUUUUUGAGCUAUAUGAAAUGCUUUUAACCUGUCUUGGUUUAUGAUGUUUAUAAACAUCAAUUGUAUGAAGUAUCAUCUGAUCCAAUGGCUUGAAAGUUAAGCUCCUUCGGAUGACCUAUGCUGCUCUCACUUGUCUUGUUGAAACACUUGGUCAUCUGUUUUGUUUCCCAUAUUUUGGUUUGAAAAUCAAUGAACUGACUAUUGAGGCUUGUAUAAGUAAAGUGGCAAUUGAAGAUUUCAAUACUAAUUAUGUAUUUGAGAAAAUUUUUAUAACACUUGAGGAGAUGAUGUGGAUUCAGCUUACAAUCUCAGAGGUUCCAAUAGGGAACUCGAUAAGUUCAUAUAUACCCAGGAAGAUACAGAAGUUGAAGAACAGAUAAAGAAAACUCUUGGAGAUCUGUUGGAUUGUGUUCCUAGCUAUAGUUAAUAUGGCUGGUCUUCUCUCGAGUCAGGAGGACAACUGAAUUCCGGAAGAGUAUUGGUGAUAGCCUAACUUCAGUUGUCACUGAUAAUCCAGAAUGGUGAACUAAAAAUACUUUCUCUGAGUUCAGCCACUUGCCUCAUUGUCAGAAAGCCUGUUUUCUUUACAUGGGAGGUUUCCCUGAAGAUUGUUAAAUUUGAGGCUGAGAAGUUGGUUAAUUUGUGGAUUGCUGAAGGCUUCUUGCAUCAGAAGCAGAGAUGAGUACAGCUAAACAUAAGGGUGAUCCGAAAGCUCUGGGACAGCUUACUGAGAAUUAUAAAGACCCAAAGCUCUGGAACACUUAGCAGGGUAUUAUUUGGAUCAUCUUAUUUCUAAGAGCUCACUUCUUGCUUGGAAAGAGAAGUUCUAAUGACAAAACGAAAACUUGUUGCAGCCAUGAUGUCUUGCUGGAAUUUGCGUGAAGGAAGCUCAGGCUUUAAGUCUUAUGUGUCUAAAGAAAGGGUGCAGAAGUAUUACCCGUCAAUGGAAGCAUUCAGCAUCGUAUAAGUUUCCAGUCAAAAGUUUGUCAUGAUUUUCGAACAGUGCCUUCAAUGUCAUUUAUGUGGUCUUUUCUGUGUUUUUCCAUGAGCUCUAGUUUAGAAUUUUGAUCCUGAUACCAUCGUUGGUUUCAAAUUACUAAGCAUUUGAACAGUUUCCUUUUCCAAUGAUAACGUUGGUUCUCUCAAGGUAACUAGCACUUACAGCUGCAUUUGAGCUUCCAAAAUCGGUUUCUCAGGUAAGGUUCAAAGUUUGAACACGACUCAUUCAUGGUCCCUGGAUCAGCCAGGAUAAUUGGGAAGUCCCAGCUUUGUUCUUGUAGUACUGGAAGAUGCCUUGGUUAAGAAAGCUUCAUACCAGUAUGACAGUGAACUUGAUGUCCGUUUGCUCCCAAGACAAUAUCAUUUGCCAACUGUACCAAGGAAGCGCUUGCCAUUGUGCUUCAUCUUAGUAUCUGGAGUGUGUGAAACCGAAGAUGAUCUGAUCCGAUUGCUUAUCCAAGUGCAUCCAGAAUCUUCUCUACCUUUAUGAACUUGGAACUGAAGUGUUUCUUCAAUGAACCGAAGGCAAAAAAAUUCUUGCUCCAGGUAUUUUGCCUCUUAACCUCCAAAAGUUGAUAUUAAGUGGGGAGUUACAGGCCAUGGAAGAGUAUUAUCUAUGUUGCCCUGCUGCCUUGUCUUGAGUUCGUAAGUUGAGGAUCAGAAUGGGAGCCAUCUGAAGAAGGAUUUCGAUAGUUAAAGCACUUGCUGAUUGGGACCUAUUUUUUUAGGUCUUGCAAGUUCUUGGAGGAGAUACCGUGGAGAAAUUUCUACUUUGCAGCUAGUUGAGUUGCACAACAGCAGUGUAUCUGCUGAGGUAUCUUCUGAAGAAAUUUGAGAACAAGUGGACGGCCUCGAUAUUCAUAUCACAAGAUCGUGAUUGUAAGUGAAAUUUUAGCAUUUACAAAGUUUCUCAGCAUUUUCAGCAUCACCAUAGAUGUUCGCCGAAUCCCUUCGAAUCAUAUAAACUUGUACUUGAUGCUUUUUUCCUGCAUCUACUAUUCUUCCCUGGUGCAAAAUCUACUAGGUUUGGUUGCUGCUUCUUUGAAUCACUCAAAUCUAACAAUUGAUGAAUCACG